Messenger RNA from Alnus glutinosa, 1116 nucleotides. RefSeq names its product zinc finger BED domain-containing protein RICESLEEPER 1-like. The coding region runs from base 1 to 1116 and encodes 371 amino acids. Gene Ontology annotation, molecular function: DNA binding; protein dimerization activity. The transcript has 5 exons. The record is from RefSeq and is a predicted model, not a curated record. Lineage: Eukaryota; Viridiplantae; Streptophyta; Magnoliopsida; Fagales; Betulaceae.
AUGUUGGCGACAACCGUACAAUUCAAAGAAGUAUUUCCUAGGUACCAUCAAAGUGAUCAAGCUUUUCAGUGGUUAGUAAGCCUUGAAGAAUGGGAGAAGGUUGAAAAUGUGAACCAACUUUUGUCAAUUUUCAAUGAGGUGACCAACAUAGUAUCUGGCAGUGAAUACCCAACAUCAAAUCUAUUUCUACCUGAGGUUUGGAGGAUGAAGGAAAUAUUGUUGUUGAAGUGUAGGGAUAAUAAUGAUUACAUCAGGGCAAUGGCGAGUAAAAUGAGUAACAAGUUUGAGAAGUAUUGGGGCAGUUGCAAUUUAUUGAUGGCACUAGCAGCUGUGCUAGAUCCGAGAUACAAAAUGAAGUUGAUAAACUUUUGUUUCCCUCUAAUUUACCCAGAGCCUGAAGCUUCUAUGAACAUUGAUAAUGUCCUAUCCGUUCUUCAUGAGUUAUAUGAGGUAUAUGUAGCGUCUCAUAAUUCAUCUAUUAUGCAACUGCAACAAAGUACUCAAGAAAAUUCUCGUUCUACAAGUGGUUCUACUAGAGUUGCUGCAGUCAAGAAAUCGACUGAUUUGGAUGUAUAUCUUGAAGAGGACGUUUACAUAUGUGAAAAGGAUGUUAAUGGAGAAGACAUAGAUGCUGAGUUUGAGGCUUUGGCAUGGUGGAAAUUUAAUGCCUUGAAGUAUCGUAUCUUGUCUAAGAUGGCGCGGGAUAUUUUAGCUGUUCCAAUCACUACAGUAGCAUCAGAAUCAUCCUUUAGCGUUGGUGGUAGAGUCAUUGGUCCUCACCGAGCGAGAUUAUCCACCGAAACAGUAGAAAUGAUCUUGUGUGGGAGUGAUUGGGCUAGGGCAUUACAUGGACUUAGAAAAAACUCUAUAAUAGAUGAAGAUGAAGCUGUAAAUAAGAUCCACAGCAAAAUGGGUGAAGAUAAGAUCCACAGCAAAAUGGGUGAAGAUAUGAUAGAAAUUGAAAUGCUACAGCAGCUUCGUAAACAUGAUAAAGGUGGCAACCGGUGUUUGAGAAGCUUGGACCAAGCUUAUACAAUUUUCUACGGAAAAACAAUUAUUGCCCAUUUCCCAUUGAUCUUGUCCGUGAGAUUGGCCAACAACUAUUGGAAUGUGUAG